AUGUGCUGGGUGCCUGCGACGGUGUCGCCUGAGAAAGACAAUUUUGCCGAGUACUGCAUUCGUGGAAUGGCUAAUACGUUGGCCAAUCUUCACGGAACGACCGCCUUUUCUUGGGUCCAGGUUGUCAUCACAUUGAAGUCACCAAGCUCGAGCCUACACGGUUUAGGUUUGAAGGCUUUUGAAGAGAAGCUGAGAAAGGAGAUCCCGUCCUUGGCUGGUUCUGCCUUGGAUUGGAAAAGGCUGAAGGAGGCUCGAGCUCGUAGCGCAGCAGGUUUUUUUGUCAAACUUCACAGCAUGAAGCGCGACUUUGCGGAGAUGGGGGCCAAGGUCUUCUGCUACCAGGGCAUCAAUGUGCAGUGGCCCUUCGCGGGGCAGAUCAUGAGUGGGGAGAAGGUGGAAGAGGUCAGAAAAUACCCGCCGGGCCGGUGGGGGCUGCCGAUGACAGGCACCCCACUUUUCCUGGUCCAGACGAAUGGCAACCGCUACCCCAGAGAGGAGAGUGUGGUGCUUGGCAUUGUGACCUUCAGCGCCUGGCGCCAGUACCGCGAUGUUGCCGACUUUGAGGCUUCGCGGCCCAAACACCUGGUUCCUUCAGAUUCGGUCUUCUCUUGGGACGGCCGAAAGCCGCUGUUUGCUUGGACCGUCGGCAGGACGGUGGCAUUCCAAAGCCCUGUGCACACAGCCGACUUGCCGAAGAGGAGCAUGCUGGGGUGGGUGAAGCCGGUGCAGCUGACCGCCACAGUCCUCGACGGCGAGGACUGCGCCGAACUCGAGUGA
This is a messenger RNA of Cladocopium goreaui, 777 nucleotides long. The record is from the annotation of a GenBank genome assembly. Lineage: Eukaryota; Dinophyceae; Suessiales; Symbiodiniaceae.